AUGGUCGCCUACACAGAUUUCUUAACUACCGAUUCACUCUCGCAGUACGAAGACAGCGACAAGUACACCAAGGAAUGGGUACCUCUCAUCGAGAAGUACAGACUGGAUUUGGCUGCCGCUACUCCCGAAGAAUUGAAGGUCAAAUUGCCCAAGGAUUUUGACGCGUUGGUUGAAGAACAGUUCAAUCCGCUCGAGUAUUUGUACAGUGAGAAGUUGUUAACUCCUGAGGAGUUUGCACUUACUGACUCAUCAGCUUCGUCUCUUGCCUCGAGAAUUGCAGCUGGUGAAUUGACUGCUGUGCAAGUUUUCAAGGCUUUCUCCAAGAGAGCCGUGAUUGCCCAUCAGUUCACCAACUGUGCCAUGGACUUCUUCAUUGAUGAAGGCUUGAAGAGAGCUGAGUACUUGGACGAGUACUUCAAGAAGAACGGCAAGACCGUUGGUCCUUUGCACGGUGUACCUGUUUCGUUGAAAGAACACAUGAACUACAAGAACAGAAUCACCCACGGAGGAUAUGUCUCGUUGUUGAAAAAUGUUCCUAAGACUUCAUCCGCUACUGUCCAGAUUUUGGAAGACUUGGGGGCUGUCUACUACAUCAGAACAACUCAGCCGCAGACGUUGAUGCAUUUGGACUCUGCUAACAACAUCUCUGGUUUAACCAGAAACCCUUACAACAUGUCGUUGUCUUCUGGAGGUUCAUCUUCCGGUGAAGGUGCUGUAGUUGCCUUUGGAGGCUCUGCCCUUGGUGUAGGUUCCGACAUCGGUGGCUCCAUCAGAGGACCUGCCGCCUUCUCCGGAUGUAUUGGUUUGAGACCAACAUCCAAGAGAGUCUCGUUGAACGGAGGAGUCAGCUCUGGUGCUGGUCAAGAAUCUGUUCCUGCUGUGAUUGGCCCAUUUGCUCGUACUGUAGAGGACAUAGACUUGUGGAUGAAGUCGUACGUCAAUGAGGGAAAGCCUUGGUUAGUAGAUCCAAACAGUUUGCCUAUGCCUUGGAGGCCUGUAGAGGCUCCAGACGCCAAGAGCUUGACAAUCGCCGUAAUGUACGAUGAUGGAAACGUGAGACCAAGUCCAGCUGUGACCAGAGGCUUGAACUUCACUGUAGAAAAGUUGAAGUCUGCUGGUGUUAAUGUUGUAGAGUUCAAGCCAAUUAGAACAAAAGAAGCAUAUGAAACUGUCCAUAAGAUGUACAACUGUGAUGGAAACUACAUGCAGAGAAAGUUGUUGGCUGCUUCUGGUGAACCAUUGGUGAAGUUGACGAAAUGGAGUUUGAACUACGGUAACGGUGAAAAGAACUAUACAGUCAAGGAAAACCGUGAGUUGAACGUCAUCAGAGACUCCUUGAAACAAGAUUAUAACGAUUUCUUGUUGCAAAACAAAAUCGACUUCAUCUUGAGUCCAACUUACAACAACGCUGCUCCCAGAUCUGAAGAGGUAUUCAACUGGUCCUACACCUCGUUGUUCAACAUUUUGGAUUUCCCUACGUUAGUGUUCCAGACAGGCUUGAAGCAGGACCCCAAGAUCGACGUGUGGCCAGCAGAAGCUGCUAACUACACGUACAGAAGCGAAUUGGAAAAAUUGGAAAACGAAAACUACAUUCCAGAAAACUUUAUCAAUGCUCCUAUCGGAUUACAGUUGUCAGGUAGAAGAUACUUUGACGAAGAAGUUGUGGCAGCCGGUAAGACCAUUGUGCAGAUCUUGGGUGCAGACUUACUCAAGCAUUAA
This is a messenger RNA of Scheffersomyces stipitis CBS 6054, 1719 nucleotides long. RefSeq lists its product as uncharacterized. Lineage: Eukaryota; Fungi; Ascomycota; Pichiomycetes; Serinales; Debaryomycetaceae. The transcript has a single exon. The record is from RefSeq and is a predicted model, not a curated record. Bases 1 to 1719 code for a protein of 572 amino acids.